AUGCGCAUAGUUUACCACAAUGGGGGCAUGAAGAACCACGAGGGAGAGUACUUCGGUUUUUGCAAUGUUGAUAACGAGUUCUGCACGACUAUAGGCACACGACAAGACAUUAAAACUAUUUUGGAGAGCGGAGAUGGUGUUGGCAGGAAUGGCAGUGUCGCUGCCGUCGAGAUGGAAACAAAACGGGAUGCCUGCGUCAGACGGAAAACGAUCGCGAUAGAUAAGAACUGCGGCAGAGGGCUAUCAAGCUCAACAACAGCCGGGAAUUUUAAAAGGGCUUUUAUAAAUGUCGGGUCCACCGCGUUGACGCUGUUCAACAAAUCACUAAAGUGCCCGGUUCAGCGUGACACGAUUCUCUCAAGUCCAACACUCUGCGCCUCUCAUAACUUGCGUAUGAUUGACGUCGGCAACAUCGGGUUGUCUGGUUAUGAUAUAGCCCAAAAAAUGCUAAUGCUUGGACUGUGGAUGCAUCCAGGUAGCCUUUCUUUGAUUACGCUGCUAGAAAAGGGUGUUGAUAAUGACUUAUUUGAAUUUCGGAUUGAGGAGUCUGAUUCCGUUACUGUUUGCGUUUCCCAGACCAUAUCUGCCAAUGAUGCCAGUCCAGACACUGAAAUCUGUUCCAACUCUUGCGUUAAAAUCGCCAAUAACUAUAAUUUUGUCAUUUUUAUGUAUUCUCUGAAGACUAGGGACUUCCAAUUCUAUUUUGAAUCUACCUUCGUCACCUGUGUAACUAUCACCGCAGUCUGUAAAAGGUUUUCUGUCACCGGUAAUAGCGCGGAAAACAGACGCAGGAGAAUUUUAACGUGGAAGGAAAUCGCGAAAGCCUUCGGUCCACAAAACUGUUGCAACCAUCUAAACCUAAUGGCAUGGGCAGUCUCCAAGACAACUAGAAAAGACUGCAAAUGCAGAGGCCAACCGGAUGAAUGCCACCUGACGCGAGUUCUCAACGCCGACAAAGUAACUGAGAAGGACAUUGUUAGAAUCACGAGACUAGGAAAAAAAGAAGAAAAUUCUGUUCGGCUGAUAUUAGUUAAAUUUGAAAAUUUGAUGGCCAAAGACAAUAUUAUGUGGAACAUCUAUAAAACGAAGUCGAUUGAUGAAGAAUUCAAGUAUAUUGGAAUCAGUCAGGAUUUGACCAUUGACUAA
Helobdella robusta is the source of this 1146-nucleotide messenger RNA. RefSeq lists its product as hypothetical. Lineage: Eukaryota; Metazoa; Annelida; Clitellata; Rhynchobdellida; Glossiphoniidae. The transcript is spliced from 7 exons. The record is from RefSeq and is a predicted model, not a curated record. Bases 1 to 1146 code for a protein of 381 amino acids.